AUGCUAGGUUAUAGCAGAUAUUAAUGUAUAUUUAAGGUUAUCGAUUAGAUUUACCCAAUAAAUUCUCACUUUUAUACUAACUUUGAGUGUGUGGGGGUUGGGAAAUCAGCCACAUGCCUCCUGAAAUAUCUGCUUAUAUCUUAAAUGCAUAUGACUAAACCCACAAUGAGCAGUGCAUGUGGAAGGAGCAGCACAGAUCAGCUGAUCAAAACAAAUUAUUUAUUUCUAAGGAAUUCGUUUCUCAGCGUUACUAAAUCCGAUUUUAAGGUUCCUCAACUAGCCAAAUCCCACUUGAGCCUGUGCCUGUAACUAAACAACCCAUGAAACAUAGAGAAACCUACAGUAAAAAGAAAAACUACAGAUUCCUAACUCAAUCACAGCGCCUCUCUUUGUAGACAGAAAGUGAGAAAGCUGGAUUUUCUUAAACUACAUUAAACACUGUGUUUUUGGUGCUUGUCAUGUUGGUCUCUGCCUUUCUCAGUGGCAUUUUGCAGGUAUGCGAACCCCCUGCAUAUCGUAUUGGCUAAAGAAAAGUGCCCUAUCACUGAUACGGGUCUCCUUACAUAAGAAUGAAGUUUGAGCCUUUGUGUUACCGUAUCCGCUCAGCAGCUACAACACCGCGGCUGACGAACAUCCGGGUAUUCUGUCGAGAUGGUCAUGGCGGAGGGUACUGCAGUUCUCAGGAGGAAUCGGCCUGGAACCAAGGCGAAGGAUUUCUACAACUGGCCGGAUGAAUCAUUUGAGGAGAUGGACAGCACCCUGGCUGUCCAACAGUAUAUUCAGCAGAACAUCCGGUCAGACUGCUCCAAUAUCGACAAAAUCCUGGAACCUCCUGAGGGUCAGGAUGAGGGCGUGUGGAAGUAUGAGCACCUUAGGCAGUUCUGCCUGGAGCUCAAUGGGCUAGCUGUGAAACUGCAAAGUGAGUGCCAUCCAGACACCUGCACCCAGAUGACAGCCACAGAGCAGUGGAUCUUUUUAUGUGCUGCCCACAAGACACCCAAAGAAUGCCCUGCCAUUGAUUACACCAGGCACACGCUGGACGGAGCUGCCUGCCUUCUUAAUAGCAACAAAUACUUCCCCAGCAGGGUGAGCAUCAAGGAGUCAUCAGUGGCGAAGCUGGGCUCUGUUUGUCGUCGCAUCUAUAGGAUAUUCUCUCAUGCUUACUUCCAUCAUCGCCAGAUAUUUGACAAGUAUGAGAAUGAAACGUUCCUGUGUCACCGGUUCACACGCUUCGUGAUGAAGUACAACCUGAUGUCCAAGGACAACCUGAUCGUUCCCAUCCUGGAGGAGGAAGUGCAGAACACCUCUUCAGCUGGGGAGAGCGAAGCCUAAGAGAUGGCUCCUGCUGCUGCCACCAUAAGGGAGACACAUGUAAACAUAUUUCUACAUUACAGAGGAGACGCAUUCAUCUCUCUCACACACACACACACACACACACACAGACACACACACCCCCCAGUGUAUUGAGGCUCCCGUCUAGUAACACUGUCCAUGUCCCUCCUCCCCAGUCACCUGUAUCUAUCUGAAAGGAAGUAAGGGUAAAGAUGACCAGGAGCAGAGUUCAGUCAUGCCUGCAGGACACAAUUAUAUUUUCUAUUUCCACUCAGAGGUUGGGGGUACAGCCCUGGUCUCACACUUCUCCUGUAGGGAAACCCUGUUCAUAACCCCGCAUGUCCACAGGAUCCAGCUUGUGUGCUCACGGCUCCGUGGCUGCUUCCCAGCACGCUGGAGGCAUUUAGUUUUCCAGCAGAUGAAAACACUCAUUUAGAUCCAUUGUGACUGUACUUGAAUUUAACGACCCUCUGUGCCUCUUUACUUCACUCGCCCACCAGUGUAGGCCAUCUCAGAUUUAUCUUCACUAUAUUUAGAAUAAAGGGAUUCAUUUUUUGUUUUUUAGCACACAUAAUCCUAUUUUAGAUGAGAAGAAAUAAAGGAAUCAUAAAUACCAUGUAAAUAAGGACAACUUUAACAGCAUUAACCAUGAAAGCUUAAAUACUGAUGGGGAACUACAGUGUGAAAGGUUUUACCCUCCAGCAGUUCCUGCUUAGAGGAGCAUUCUUCAGAUUUGAAGGAAAUAUGCAGCAGCUUUAAAGCUUGGAGUCAGUUUUGUAUGGUUGGCUAACGUUUGGAGCCCUUUUUAGUUCCCACACACUUUGAUUGUCUACAUUAUAACACAGUGUACCGAGCAUAGAGCACGAAGCUGUUCUCGCAGGUAUUCAUCCAUCCUCAGCAGUGACGGAGCCGUGACGCCACGUUGCCUCUCGCUCUGGAUAUUGCAGGCUAAUCUUCCUCAGGCAGCUGGAUUUGCAGAAAGCCUCUGUAACUAUGGUGACCUGUAUUGUUGAGAAAGGCCCACACUGACAGCUCUCCCUCCUUCUGUGUAUAUAAACCCUCUGCCACUCCUGUUUAAAUUCACUCAUGUUUUCUGUGCACUUUUCUCCUGACUGCUUCUGUUCUUUUUGCUUGUAUUGCCUACCAGUCCGAUUUGGGGGUGUCCCAUGAGAUGGAUCACUAAAUUAGCCUGCUGACUUAAUAAUGCUAUUAAAACACAAUGUAGGUGUGCGGUUCGUGUGGUAGUGAACAAAGAAAACCGUAAUCUCUUAGCUCUGUAUGUGUACUAGCAGUCAGAGAUUCUUUGGCCUUUGACAUGAUGUGUGAAGGCUGUUUGGCUAACUCUGAUCCUGCAUCGUGACAUGUCCCCACUUCAUAAUACUGUGUCCAGUGUGCCUGAUGUUCUCAUCUCCUGCAGCAUUGGGCAACGUUUAGUUGCUUUAAGCAUUCAAUAAGGCAUCAAGGAAGGAGAGAACAUCAGCCACAUUUACGUGUCAGAGCACAACCUUCUUUUACCCUCUCCCUCGUUAAGUUAUUUUGUGGGAGGAGCCUGAUCCAACCCACUUUUUUUUUUUUUAAUGAACUAAAAAAAAUUUUGUUACUGUUGACAUUUUCAUGUCUGUUAAUAAAAACAAAAAGACUAUUAUU
This is a messenger RNA of Oreochromis niloticus (Nile tilapia), 2979 nucleotides long. Its product is annotated as MOB-like protein phocein. The transcript is spliced from 8 exons. Gene Ontology annotation, cellular component: mitochondrion; mitochondrial matrix. The record is from RefSeq and is a predicted model, not a curated record. Lineage: Eukaryota; Metazoa; Chordata; Actinopteri; Cichliformes; Cichlidae. Gene Ontology annotation, molecular function: metal ion binding; protein-folding chaperone binding; protein folding chaperone. The coding region runs from base 652 to 1332 and encodes 226 amino acids.